UCCGACCAUCCUUGUCACAUUUUCCACUGCCCAUGUCCCUUAGAACAUGGAGGAAAUUAUGGCAUUUCCCCCUUCUUAAACUCUCAUUCUCUCUCUCUCAUCUCAAACACCAUAAAAGCCCUCAUUGAACAACAGACACUUCCUAGUUCUUGAAGCAACAAAACCAUAAAUCCCAAGUGAGAAAACACGGCAACAUAAAAAGAAACAAAGACCACCUCAAUCAUUGUGGUCGAAUCCAACCAAAGGAAAUCUAUCCAUUAUUUACAAUACUUUGCCUCUCUUGGUCAUCACCCUUUUACAUGUUUUAAGGAGAAAAGAUUCUCAUCCUUAAAAAAGCUUUUCCUUGAAGCUGAAAGUUGAGGUAAGAGUUAUAAAGAGAUGGAGAUUGAAUCAGUCAAGUGUGAAUGUUGUGGCUUGAAAGAGGAUUGCACCCAAGACUAUAUCAGUGAUGUGAAGGCCAAGUUUGAUGGAAAAUGGUUAUGUGGCUUGUGCUCAGAAGCAGUUAGAGAUGAAGUAAGUGGAGGGAAAAAGCCAUCAGCCAUGGAUGAAGCUGUGAAAGCUCACAUGUCAUUCUGUCGCAAGUUCAAAUCAAACCCUGCAGUUCGAGUCGCAGAUGGUAUGAGACAGAUGCUAAGGAGAAGAUCAGGUGAUUUGUCAACAUCUCCAUCUUCAUCAAAGAAGUAUACAAGGUCAACCAGCACUUGUCAAGUUGGGGAUUCUUCUAGUUUCUCAUUCUAAACAGAGGAAUUUGCAAGGUGGGAACAAGGCAGGGGAGACUCUGCUUUGGUUGGAAUAAAAGUUCAUAGUUUUUAGCUUUUUUGGUUAAGCUUUUUCAUCUUGUCAUGUACAGGGAGUGUUAUUUCAGAUAAAGGGUCUUUUCUUCUGCUUUUUUUUCUUUUUUUUCUUCCUAAACUGAUCCCUAGUUUGGUAUCUCUA
Gastrolobium bilobum is the source of this 936-nucleotide messenger RNA. RefSeq lists its product as uncharacterized. The record is from RefSeq and is a predicted model, not a curated record. NCBI's taxonomy places the organism in Eukaryota, Viridiplantae, Streptophyta, Magnoliopsida, Fabales, Fabaceae. The transcript has a single exon. The coding region runs from base 379 to 738 and encodes 119 amino acids.